UUUCUCUGCCCUGAGUCCCCGCAGAAGAACAGGGACCGGCGAGGACCCACUACAGGUCUCCGGAGGUGGGCAGGCCUUGGGGCCAGACCCUCUGCACAGCCGGCCCCUUCAGCUCUGGCUGGCAGCAUCAGCCCCUGUCUCUUUGGAUGCUUCCCUGGCGCAGACGGUGCCCCACUCAGUGAGCUGUCCUGGUCAUCGUCUCUUGCGGUGGUCGCUGUGUCCUUCUCGGGGCUCUUCACUGUCAUCGUCCUCAUGCUGGCCUGCCUGUGCUGCAAGAAGGGCGGCAUUGGGUUCAAGGAGUUUGAGAAUGCUGAGGGGGACGAGUAUGUGGCCGACUUCUCGGAGCAGGGCUCCCCGGCUGCAGCUGCGCAGAACGGCCCGGAUGUGUAUGUCCUGCCCCUCACGGAGGUCUCCUUGCCCAUGGCCAAGCAGCCGGGUCGCUCAGUGCAGCUCCUCAAGUCCACGGACCUGGGCCGGCACAGCCUCCUGUACCUAAAGGAGAUUGGCCACGGCUGGUUUGGGAAGGUGUUCUUGGGGGAGGUCCACUCGGGCGUCAGCGGCACGCAGGUGGUGGUGAAGGAGCUGAAGGCCAGCGCCAGUGUGCAGGAGCAGAUGCAGUUCCUGGAGGAGGCCCAGCCCUACAGGGCCCUGCAGCAUGGCAAUCUGCUUCAGUGUCUGGCCCAGUGUGCUGAGGUGACCCCCUACCUGCUGGUUAUGGAGUUCUGUCCACUGGGGGACCUCAAAGGUUAUCUACGGAGCUGCCGGGUGGCAGAGUCCAUGGCGCCCGACCCCCUGACCUUGCAGCGCAUGGCGUGUGAGGUGGCCUGUGGGGUCUUGCAUCUACAUCGUCACAAUUACGUACACAGUGACCUGGCCCUGAGGAACUGCCUGCUAACGGCCGACCUGACGGUGAAGGUCGGCGACUAUGGUUUGUCACACUGCAAAUACCGGGAAGACUACCUCGUGACUGCUGACCAGCUGUGGGUGCCGCUGCGCUGGACUGCGCCAGAGCUGGUGGACGAGGUGCACGGCAACCUGCUGGUGGUCGACCAGACCAAGGCCAGCAAUGUGUGGGACAGGCUGGCACCCAGGGAAAGCGUACUCACGCCUGCCACCAUGUGGCCUCAUGAGGUUACUCAGGGACUACUACUGUUGGUGGGUUCCUGGGGUCCCUGCAUUGGCAGAGGGACCGCUGGGGCAGUCAAGGAUGUGGGGCCUUCAAGACAGGACCAACAGACACUCACCGAUACCGGGGCCAAGGCGCAUGUUAGGUCCCUGGGUGUGACCAUCUGGGAGCUCUUCGAGUUGGGUGCGCAGCCGUAUCCCCAGCACUCGGACCGGCAGGUGCUGGCUUACGCCGUCCGAGAGCAGCAGCUUAAGCUGCCCAAGCCCCAGCUGCAGCUGACUCUAUCUGAUCGCUGGUACGAAGUGAUGCAGUUCUGCUGGCUGCAGCCGGAGCAGAGGCCCACAGCUGAAGAGGUUCACCUGCUGCUGUCUUACUUGUGCGCCAAGGGCACCACGGAGUUGGAGGAGGAGUUUGAGCGGCGCUGGCGCUCCCUGCGGCCCAGCGGCAGCACGGGCCUGGGGUCGGGUUCCACGGGCCCGGCAGCUGCCGCGGCUGAGCUCGCCGCCGCCUCGUCUUUCCCUCUGCUGGAGCAAUUCACCAGUGACGGCUUCCACGUGGACGGCGACGACGUGCUGACAGUAACCGAGACGAGCCACGGCCUCAACUUCGAGUACAAGUGGGAGGCCGGCUGUGGCGCUGAGGCGUUCCCACCUCCAGGGGGCGUGUCGAGCCCAGACUCCGCGGCGCGCCUGCAGGAGCUGUGUGCGCCCGACAGCUCACCCCCGGGAGUGGUGCCAGUGCUCAGCGCCCACAGCCCCUCAGUGGGUAGCGAGUACUUCAUCCGCCUAGAGGGGGCAGUACCUGCUGCUGGCCAUGACCCGGACUGUGCCGGCUGUGCUCCCAGCCCCGAAGCUGGCACGGACCAGGAUAACAACUCAGAGGACAGCACCGCCACUUCUCUCGUCAUGGAGCCUCUGCUGGGCCAUGCACCUCCCUCUGAGGGCUUGUGGGGCUCCUGUGACCACCAUUCGUGUAGGAGGCAAGAACCGCCCGGCCCCUCACGCUCACCCUCUCCUGGGACCCCGAUGUUGCCAGCUGAGGACAUAGACUGGGGUGUGGCUACCUUCUGCCCACCCUUCUUUGAUGACCCACUGAGUGCCUCUCCCUCUGGGAGUCCUGAGGCCCAGCCAUCCCCCAGCGACGAGGAGCUGGAGGAGGAGAAGGCAGGGAGGGCUGCUCACCGCGGACACUGGAGCUCUAAUGUGUCAGCCAACAAUAACAGCGGCAGCCGAGACCCAGAAUCUUGGGAUCCCGGCUAUGUGAGCAGCUUCACAGACAGCUACAGAGAUGACUGUUCCAGCCUAGAGCAGACCCCACGGGCCUCCCCUGAGCUGGGCCACCCUCUGUCCCAGGAGGAUCCCAGAGAAUUUCUGCCUGGGCUUGUGGUAGCAGCCUCUCCCGGUCAGGAGCCAAGCCGCUGCUUCAGCCUGCUCCCUCUGUGUCCCGCCAAAGGCCUGGCACCUGCUGCUUGUCUGGCCACACGCCCCUGGACAGAAGCAGCUGUAGGUGGGGGUGAGAGCCCCCAGGUGGAACCCAAACUUGCCCAGGAGGCCGAGGGCUCUGCUGAAUCCCAGCCAUCCCUUCCUUCUGUCCCCUCCCCAUCUCGCGAAGGGGCCUCACUUCCUUCGGAGGAGGCGAGUGCUCCCGACAUCCUGCCUGCCUCUCCCACACCCGCUGCUGGCAGCUGGGUGACUGUCCCUAAGCCAGCCCUCACUCUGGACAGCUGCAGCAGUUCUCUGGGGCAGGAGGCACCCAGCAGUGAGGAUGAGGACACUACCGAGGCUACGUCGGGAGUCUUCACCGACUUGUCCAGUGAUGGCCUUCACGCCGAGAAGCCAGGCAUAGUACCAGCCUUGCGCUGUCUGCAGAAGCAGGUGGGGACCCCUGAUUCGCUGGACUCUCUGGACAUCCCGUCCUCAGCCAGCGAUGGUGGCUGUGAGGUCUCGAGCCCAUUGGCUGCUUGUCCCCAUGCCGGGCAGCCCCGUGCCGCGGACAGUGGUUAUGACACAGAGAACUAUGGGUCUCCAGAGUUUGUGCUCAAAGAGGCCCAUGAGGCGAGCGAGCCUGAGGCCUUUGGGGAACUAGCCUCAGAGGGUGAGAGCCCAGGGCCCGAGACUUUGCUCUCUGUCUCCCUUGGCGGCCUCUGCAAGAAGAACCCCUACCGAGACUCUGCCUACUUCUCGGACCUGGAUGCUGAGUCUGAACCCACCUUUGGCCCUGAGAAGUGCGGUGGGGUCCAGGACUCCCAAAAGGAGCAAGACCUAAAGAGCCCACCUAGUUCAGGACAUCAGUCUCGGCAGGCUUUUCCCGGGCCUGAGGUGCCCGGGGAGGCCCCAGAUACUAACCCCAGGGAGGUGCUGCCCCCACCACAGCAGCCGGAGUUGUCCUUGCCGGAUGGCCCCAGGUCAGAGCCUCUUGGGGCUCAAGGCCCAGCUGAGGGGCAGCCUGGACCGAGCUCUAGUCAUUCUAAAGGCUUCAUGCUGGCCUCGGUCCCACUGAGCUCAGAAGGCAAUGGCGUGGAGUCCCGGGACCCCCCGGGACAGCUGUCGGGACCAGCCCCGCUGGGGAGGAUGGGAAGCCCUAGCGCGCCCAGAUCCCCACUCUGCCUGGCCCUGCCUGGCCGCCCAGGGGCUUUGGAGGGCCAGCCAGAGGACGAAGAGGAGGGCAGUGAGGACAGUGACGAAUCCGAAGAGGAGCUUCGAUGCUACAGCAUCCAGGAGCCCAGCGAGGACAGUGAGGAGGAGCCGCCCGCAGUGCCUGUGGUUGUGGCCGAGAGUCAGAGCGCUCGCAAUCUGCGCAGCUUGCUGAAGAUGCCCAGCCUCCUGUCUGAGGCCUUCUGCGAGGACCUGGAGCGCAAGAAGAAGGCCGUGUCCUUCUUUGAUGACGUCACGGUCUACCUCUUCGACCAGGAGAGCCCCACCCGAGAGACUGGGGAGCCCUUCCCCAACAUGAAGGAAUCACUCCCCACGUUCCCGGAGGGUAGCCCCAGCUCACCCAGUGCCCCGGGCCUGCCGCGGCGGGCUGACCACUUGCCCGACAGCUCCACUCCUGAACAGGGCAGUAGGUUCGAAUGGGAUGAUGAGUUCCCACUGGUGCCUGGCAAGGCUGCUUUGGUGACUGCACUGGACCCUGUAGACCCUGUCCUGGCCACGCCCACCACGCCAGCUGCGCCCUUCUCACGGUUCACCGUGUCUCCCACGCCUGCCUCCCGUUUCUCCAUUACUCACGUAUCCGACUCGGAGGCCCAGUCGGUGGGAGGCCCAGCAGCAAGUGCUGGGGGCCGAUGCACAGAGGCCUGAGACCCGGGUAGUUUCGCCCUUCGGAGGCUGGCAUCACUGGGGCCCCUGCCAUCCUGUCCAGGCAGCAGCAAGGACGGUGACUGGAAGUGAGUGGGGACCACCGACACCCCCACAGCUCCCUGGAGAAGCAGGUGAAUGAGAGGCCUCUAUCUAGCCCUGGACGUGUGGGGCCGUGGGCCUACUGUGCUGCCCGAUGGGAGAAUGUCCUGAGUGGACACCGGGGUUUGCUGCUAGCCCCUGGACAUACCUGCAGCCCGAGGGCUUGUGGGUGUCCGUAAGCAUAUAAUACACACUCAAGAAGGGCCCCCCUGACCCCUAGGUGACUCUGCACUCCUGGGCAGACACCCCCCAAUCACCACCCUGUAGCCACUCUUCCUAUAUGGCUAUUGGUGGUGAACUGGCCUCUGGCCAGGACCAUGCAAUUCAAGGGCCUGCAUGCCCUGUUGGCUACAUCCUGCCUUGUGUUCAAAGGACACUUGGCCAGGUUUCAAGGCUUUAAGCCUGCAGGUCCCUUUUGGGUCCCCCACCUUUCUUACUUGGGUCUAGAUUUGCUCAGAGCAAGGUCGGACCCCUGGGCUCCAAGCCCUUAUCUCAGAGUCUGUGGCUGGCUCCCCUUCACUUCGUCUGCAGAAGCCCGUCCCCACAGGGGCUGUCUGGAUGUUCUGGCCUAGGUCCUGCUGCUUAGCUGAGGCUUCCAGGCUACAGCCAGACCACCCCAGAGAUGCCCUCUACAGGGUAGUGUGGGCACUCUCCCUCACAGAGCAGAACCCUGCCCUAUACCCUGGCCAGAGGAGAAUAGGGUGUACCCUACAGCCACUGUGGGGCUCCUGCCUGCAGGCAGGGCUGGGAGAAAACAGGGCUAGGGUGGGCAGCACAGGGAAUAUUUUUUGUAAUUUGCUGGAGUGAAUGGAGAUGGGGGUGAUUCUAAGUUAUUGUUGCCAAAGACAUGUAAAGUAUAUCGUCGCUUUGGGGGUGGGGGCAAUGUGUUUUGUUUUUGUUAUUUUUAGUUUGAGGCUUAGGAUGCUGGUGCAAUGAUUUUCUUGUUCCUUGUUUUUUAAGAGAAACCAAGCUAAGAAAAAAACA
Myodes glareolus (Bank vole) is the source of this 5508-nucleotide messenger RNA. Lineage: Eukaryota; Metazoa; Chordata; Mammalia; Rodentia; Cricetidae. The record is from RefSeq and is a predicted model, not a curated record.